Molecule: messenger RNA, 788 nt
Organism: Linum tenue
Lineage: Eukaryota; Viridiplantae; Streptophyta; Magnoliopsida; Malpighiales; Linaceae
Source: the annotation of a GenBank genome assembly
AUGAUCAGUUAUUCACUUCUUUCUUUCCUUACACGUAGGUCGUUCGAAAUGAAUGUUAAAGUUGAAGAGCCCGGAAAAGAUAAUGUACACAACAAUGCUUUCUACCCAGAAGAGGAACUUCUCAGGACUGAAUCACAGGCAAUGCGUGAUUGCAAUCCUCUCUCUUCUGCCCGCCAUUGGAUUGUAUGUGUUUGGAGUUACACACAUCCUCGAUUGGAAGAUUGGCCAGUCAUGCCAGUGGAGCACGUCGGUUUCAUGCUCAUGCCACAUGGGUUCUUUAAUUGCUCCCCGGCGGUGGAUGUGCCUCCAAGUACGGGCGAUUGCGAGCUCAAAGACGCUGUAACUCCAACAAAGCCUAUCCAACAUCCCCUCAUUGCCAAGCUAUGAUGUCAGAAAUUUAUUUCAUUGUUGGCAACCUAUUGAAAUUUGCCGCUUAGUCCUUUGCUAUGCUUUGGUUUGCUGACUUGUUCGUCCAAUGGAACUGUAGCAUUCUCGCCAUUGCUGUUUUAUGGAGCCUCCCCUUGAACACUACCUGUUACUUGUCACUUGUCUCCCAAGUUUUCCCCUUUCUGUUUGCUGUGGCUUCUCUUUGUUUUAGCUCUUCCAUCCUUGGGGCAGAUCUCAAAUGCUCUAGAGAUUUCUUAAUUUCAUCAUAUGAUUGAACGAGCAGGGUAAGGCGAGAUCACGAGUCAGGAUGGAUUGGUUUAUUAUGGAUCAAUUUUGUGGUAUGAGUUAUUAACAAAUCGUCACGAAUAGCGAUCGGUAGAAACUGGUCGUUCUGUUUGAAU